Messenger RNA from Acanthosepion pharaonis, 720 nucleotides. NCBI's taxonomy places the organism in Eukaryota, Metazoa, Mollusca, Cephalopoda, Sepiida, Sepiidae. The record is from the annotation of a GenBank genome assembly.
AUGACUCUGUCAAUAUCUGCCUCUGUCUUCCUCUUGGAAUCAGUAUCUUUCGUUCGCUUUCUUGCUGUCUCUCUUUCUCUGUUCGGUGUAUCUCGUUUUGACUUCGUGUUCUUUACUCUCUGCUUCUAUCUUUGUUGCUGGCGUGCUCUCUUUAUCUGUCACUUUCCUUAUCAAUUCAAUAAUUCUUUUUCUUUUCAUCUCUGUCUGUCUCUCUCGAUGUUUUUGAAAGUCUCCACCAUUGCUUGUCUUUGUCUUACACUUGGCAUUACUGUCAGUCCGUUUCUCUCUUUCUCUUUCUUUCUUUCUUUCUUUCUUUCUUUCUUUCUUUCUUUCUUAAAUACACUCUUUAUUUCCAUUUCUCUCUUUGACUGUCAUUUUCUUUCUUUUUUCUCUAUGUUUUCUAUUUUAUUCUCUCUUUCCUUCAUUGUCAUCUUUUUUUUAAAAUUCUGUAUCGCCAUUUUGUCUACCAGUUACAGUAUCUUUCCUUAUUCCUAUUUCUUUCUUCUCCUUCUCUCAAUAACGCACAAUAUUUCCACAUUUCUUUUUCUCUCCUUUUAUACCUUUCUCUUUAUUUCUCUCUCGCUGCCUCCUCUUCUACCCACCUUACAUUCUUUCAUACUAUCUCUCUCUUUCUUUCUCUCUCACUCUCUCGUUCUCGUUUUCUUUCUCUCUCGUUAUCUCUCUCUUUGCUCACUCUUUUUCCCAUUCACGAUAUAUUGA